This is a messenger RNA of Parnassius apollo (apollo), 1191 nucleotides long. Lineage: Eukaryota; Metazoa; Arthropoda; Insecta; Lepidoptera; Papilionidae. The record is from the annotation of a GenBank genome assembly.
AUGCCUAAAAGGAGAAACGUCACGUCUAGUGAGCAGAAAAUACCUGCAAAAGAUGAUGGUUCAGUUCCCGAGAGGCCUCUGAAACUUCGAAAACAGAAUAGGCCCUUAGAAGAUAAAGAGAUAUGUGAAAAUCUUACAAACGAGAGUGACGACAACUGUAGUGAUUUUGACGACGAUGUAGGCGAUCCUGAUUUUAUUUUAGAGAGCGAUCACAACACGGAAUCUGAACAAUCCGAUGAGGAUGAUGUUGACGUCACGUAUCCCCAUGUUGAGGAAGUUCACCACGGAGAAAUCAACCAUAAUCACGACAAUGAAGAACAGGAAAGAGAAGUACGAGCUCAUGGAAGCCAGGACAUUACAGAACAGAUCGGAAAAGAGACAAUAGUCGGAGAGAAACAGCAUGGCGCAGCAGAGACUAGAAUUGAAGAGAUCGGAGAGGAGCAGUAUAGCGAAGUAGAGACGCGAAAUGACCAGGGUAGUGAAGAUCUUAGAAUAGACCAGGAGCCAAAUGAAGAAUCAACAGGAGAGCUGCCGCGCUAUUUUUACGGGAAGAAUAGGUACAAAUGGGCAUCGGCGGAACCAUCCCGAACAAGUCGAGUACGCGUGCACAAUAUUGUCAAUGCACCAUCUCAAGGUACCAAGGGGGUAAAGAAAUAUUUUCUUCUGAGAAAGGUUCACACACACCUACAUAAAAAAGAAAUAGGCAUUUUGAAACAGGAGAUAGAAAAGACGAAGAAACGGAAAGAUGGCAUUAGAAAAAUGUUGUAUAGAAUAAUGGAAAAUAAGAAGAAAAAUGAAAAUAUAUCGACUGAAGAAAAAGUAGAACAAUUGGUAGAAAAUUUUAAUACACAAAAGUGUGAAGAAAUUAAAGAGCUAAUGUUUGGUGAAAUACCUUCAAAAAGUGUUGAAGAAGGGUACAAGUGCUUGAGAAAAAAGGAUAAGAAAGAAUUCUCUAAUGUGGUUAUGACGGAAAAAGAAAAGUUUAAAAAAUAUAAACUCUUGACACCAGCAAAAAUAUUUACAGUAAGAAAUAAAAAAGAAAAUAAGACAGCUAAAAAUGAAAACUUGAAAGAGCAGCUAAUUUUAGAGUUUUUUGACGAUGAGGAGGUGACUAAAAUUGCAGCUGAUAAAAAAAGAAUAUAUAACAAAAAUCCAAAUAAGGUAGCAGAAAAGAUACUUAAUGGACAUUGA